AUGCUCCAGCUACACCUGCGACAGCCUUACCCCAACCUGCCAACAAUUGACCGGCCUGCCACGAACAAUUCCCUCGCGGAGCCCUAUCCUGACCGCCAAUUCUCUGUAAUCGACUUGCGCCGUCCAUUAUUCCCUGUUAAGUCAGCAUCGAACCUAUCGGGAUGGCAUCCAACAGCGACAACAAAAGAUCUGGGGUUUGUGGAAGGCGAUCUGAUCGAAUGUCUGAACGCCGGGGAUGGGCAAUGGUGGAUGGGUCGACUACGUCGUGACAGACGAGCUGUUGGGCUGUUCCCCUCCAACUUUGUCGAGCUCAUGAGUGAAGAUUUUGUGCCUAUCAGUCGAGAUACCAGUCCCAUGGUGCUCUCCGGAUCUUCUCCCAUCAACAAUCCCACAUCGGCCCCGAAGAAGACGAAAACCGUGUUUCGCAAGCCCUUUCAGGCUCAUAGGGAAGCAUUAUCGCCAGCCUCGAACUUGGCGCGAAGUGGAUCGAACACACCCGUUAAGAGCUCAAUUCCUCAGACACCACCUCGAGAUGGAAGUACCCCUCGGAGUGUCAAGCCUUUGCGCACACAUGCAUCUGCCGUCAAGAAUCAAGGUUCAGUGUCCCGGCCGUCCUCUGUAUCUUCGCGACCCUCAUCUCGUGGGGUCUCUCCCAUUGUCUCCCCCCGUGCAUCAGUAGAGCCAGAGAGGUCGCCUUCCGCUCUGAUAGCCCGUGGAAGUAUAUCGUCGUCACGGCCAUCAUCGCGGCCCGUUUCUCGAGAAGUUUCCCCAAUGGUAUUGCAAGAACCAGAGCCCGAGCCUGAGCCCGAACGUGAAGACUCCCCCCCCGCCGCCGCCCCCUCCUCCGCAUCGAAUCGCACUGCAGCGUGGCCCGUCGCACUCUCCUCAGCCAAAUCACUCUCCUCAGCCAGCUGUAUAUUACCAACAGCCCCAUUCUCCACAGCCAUAUAUGAAUUAUCAACCACCUCAUUCUCCACAACCACCUGUGCACUAUCAGCCGCCCCGCUCCCCGCAACCGCCUGCACAUUAUCAUGCACCCCGAUCUCCACAACCACCUAUGCAUCAACCACACCGACGAAUGCAUUCCCCACAACCUCCUCCGUCCAGACCUCGGCAGCCCUCUCGCUCGCCCACGCCUUUGAACAUGAACGAUCGAUAUAUGCAAAUGGAAAUACGCCCUCUCCGUUGAGAGAUGCCAUGGAGGAUGUAAUGACUUCCCUGCAAGAUAUGGGACUGCCUCGCCAAGCUCCUUCGCCUUCCCCACGCCAGGCACCCUCGCCAUCACCACCGCCGGCUUUUAACAACCCUUGGUCAGGAGAUCCUUAUAAUGAAAUGAAUGAUCGAACGCCCCCAGCAACCAGACGCCGACCACUAACUUCCCUUGGAUUUGAUGGAGAGCCUGUACAAAGUGUGCCAGUACAUCGCAAUAGUGUAUAUUCUCACGAUCAUUACAUGGAUGGGCCUCCGCAACUCAACAAUUACGUUCAACGAAUGGAAAGCCGCUUGCGCCAGUUGGAAGACCAGAACCGGUCGCCUGAAGAUGAAGAUGGCCAUACUGUGGAUGAUGAUGUGCCUCCUCCGCCUCCCCCCAAGCACGCGACUUAUCAUCCACGCAACAACUCAAUCCCGGCGCAAUAUCCCCACCUGCGUGGCCGCUGUUCUGGACAAGAUAUGAGGAGCGAUGCCCUCAAUCGUACUUUCACUACUAAGUCUAGUGCUACAAGCUCCAGUGGUAUUCAAAGUAUUGGAACCAAUGUGACUACCAGCACAGACAAAACAAGCCAAAGUCUGAUGAGUGGUGCAUCUGCCGGGGGCUUUAGUGCGACCAGUGCCGGUAGCUACGCACGACGAAAUGGUGGAUAUGACCGACCGAACACUGCCAUGGACAGCUUUCGCUCUCGAGGAUUUAGUGAUGCUGGCAACCCAGAAAGGCCAGAAACCCCCAUGACCGGUGUGUCUUAUCAUUCGAGUCACAACACGUCCCGCCAAGGAGCAUCCUCUGCUAUUCCGUGGUCCUCCGUUGAUCAUGAUACAGGGGAUUCCGGCGGUGUAUUCGGUGGCCUUUCAACCCCAAAAACCAAAAAACAGGGGUUCUUCAAAAAGAUUUUCGAAUCUGCCAAGACGGGUGCCGCGAGUGCAAGAAGUAGCAUCUCAGUUGGUCAUGGCGGGGGGACCCCAUCCCCAACCAAAGGCAACAGGGCGGCAGAUGUAGUGUCGCCCCUCACCCCUCAUUCUACUCGUGAGACCGCUCGUGAUAUGGGGCCUGGGGCUAGUCCUAUCGAUUGGGUUCAGGUUCGACGUGAUGUCAACCGAGCAUCAUCCCCCAGUCGAAAUGAGAGAGUUGAACGCGCAGAGCGAUGCCAAAUGAUGGAUCAUCCGGUGAUCUAUUCAGUCGAGGAGUUGCAAGAUACGGCCGAGGGCGACGAGAACAUUGAUGGCUUACCUGUCCACGAACCGACGAAUUUCCAUGCGGCUAACAUGAAUCUUGUCGACAAAAGUGCUCGUUUUAUCAGCAGUCUUCCCCCUAUGACAAACUCCAUGAGCCUUGCGCAGGGUUAUAUCUGUCGUCCCUAUAAAAGCGAUGUUCAACGACUUCGCGCUAUAUUUACUUGGGUAAGCGAGAAGAUUGCCUGGGAAGAGCCUUUGGAUGGCCUGGAGGUUGAUAUCAAACGGGUCUUGCAAGCCAAACGAGGAACCCCUGAAGAAAUCGCGCUGUUGGUACACGAAAUGUGUGGUGCUGUUGGUCUGCAUUCUGAAAUAAUUCACGGCUAUCUCAAGAACCCAGGUGACGUGCUCGACUUGGAAAGUCUAUCUCGUCCAAAUCACUGGUGGAACGCGGUCCUGGUCGAUGAGGAGUGGCGUAUGAUGGACUGUGCGCUAGCAAACCCAACGAACCCCCAAAGGAGCCGCUUCGUCACCACCAACUCUUCCAUUGCGGAAAGCUGGUAUUUCUUGGCCCGGCCGCUGCAAUUCUGUUAUACCCACGUCCCACUCUACCCCGAAGAGCAGCACAUUGUUCCUCCGGUUUCGCCUGAUGUUUUGCUAGCACUUCCUGCUGUCUCUGAAGUUGAGGCACCUGCUUUCGCUUGCGAUGCCGAUGGUGACUUCUUUGAAAGUGGAGACAUUUUGCGCAAGCGAGCACUUGUCCAGCCUGACUGGUUUGGUGGACAAAAGCGAAUUACCGUCAAGGCCGUUCUCCCCGGUGACGAGGGCCAAGGUGUCUUGAAGCUAUAUGCCGGCAAGAAGGGCCUUAUGCACUCGAGCAAAGAUAUUCCCCAUCCCUUGGCAUUGGCCAUUCCGAUCAUGCACACAGGAGAAAACCCACCAUAUGACUUCGUCCUCCGCCAUCCCACGCCCCAUGCGCAGCGCCAUGAUCUUUACAUCAUGCAGCCGCAGUGCUCACGUCUCGCUGUGAAUAACACCUUUGUCUUCGCUGUCCGCCAACACUCGGCCUCGCCGUCGACGCCACCAAAGGAAGAUUAUUAUGCCCAAGGCCGUGCUUCCCCGUCGUUGUUCAACCGUCCCUCUAGUGCCCUCAGCAUGGUAUCUAGCACGGCCCCGUCCACCAUUUCGAGUAACUCCAACGAGUUCUCCGCCUCCACAUCGGCCAUCUCAUCUUCAAGAUCUGCUUCUGGGCGUGAAAAACCAGCGAAGUUGGCCAUCCAGUCCCCAUCCGGCAAGAUUCUUCGUCUCACCCGGAAGGCCGACCACAUGAUCAGUACUGAAAAUACCGGCAACUCGGUUACCGACGCUGUGGCCGAAGGCAGUGUUUGGGAGACAGUAAUUAAGAUUGGCGAGCGCGGUACCUGGCGUGGCCUGGUCCUUGCUGACCGGGUUGCUCGUUGGUGCGUGUUCUGCGAGUGGGAAUGCGUUUGA
Penicillium cosmopolitanum is the source of this 3876-nucleotide messenger RNA. Its product is annotated as putative SH3 domain protein (Cyk3). Gene Ontology annotation, molecular function: protein binding. Bases 1 to 3876 code for a protein of 1291 amino acids. Lineage: Eukaryota; Fungi; Ascomycota; Eurotiomycetes; Eurotiales; Aspergillaceae. The record is from RefSeq and is a predicted model, not a curated record. The transcript has 5 exons.